Messenger RNA from Penicillium verhagenii, 795 nucleotides. RefSeq lists its product as uncharacterized. The transcript has a single exon. The coding region runs from base 1 to 795 and encodes 264 amino acids. The record is from RefSeq and is a predicted model, not a curated record. Lineage: Eukaryota; Fungi; Ascomycota; Eurotiomycetes; Eurotiales; Aspergillaceae.
AUGGAUGCUGAACAUUCCGAUGUACCUCUACCCCUUACCGGAGGAGAUAAGGAGGGGCCUGCUGCUGAUGAAGAGCAGCCAGGCUACUGGGCCGAGGCCGCACUUGAAAAUCCGUGGAGAAGAGGACGCCGUAACAUUCAGAUUUCGAACAAAAUUCAAAGCGGGGAGUUUGUCCCGCCGAAGGAUCAAAGGCUUCACUCAAUAACGCGCGAACGGAUUCAACGACUUGAGAAUGAUGCCAAAGACCUACGAGCCAUACUAGAGCGAAAGGAAAAUUUCUUCGGCUGGGUGUUUUGCUCCUCUGGUCUCAUUGAAGUAUCCUUAAGAAUACCAGGUGGCGAGUCGAUUAUGGACUGGGCAUUGAUCCUUCCGGCUCCGGAGCGAGGCCCUGGCAUCACAAGUCCGCACACCUUUGGCCCCUUCAUUGUGGAGGGCGAUUCUGAACCACUUCAGCUAAAUGGAAUUCUCGACCGUGUAAGUGACCUACACCCCGGCCAGAUACUCAUGAAAACCGGGCACAAGACUCUCACCACCAUUGGGACCUAUAAUGGACUUCGGACAUGCCUUAUCUCAGAGAAAGGAGCCCCAACAUGGGAACACUUAAUCCUACCGCUCACGGGAGCAGAACUUUCUGGUUCACCCUUUCAACUUGCUGGAGACUCGGGCUUGCUGGUCUUUAGCCGGGGACACCAACGGAACAAACCGUCAAUCAGCAAGCAAGUUGCCAAUGAAGCAUGGGAAGAGUUGAAACGGAAUGAUGGCAUUAUCAAAGAGCUCACCGCUGAGCUUGCAUAG